Lactuca sativa (garden lettuce) is the source of this 801-nucleotide messenger RNA. NCBI's taxonomy places the organism in Eukaryota, Viridiplantae, Streptophyta, Magnoliopsida, Asterales, Asteraceae. The record is from RefSeq and is a predicted model, not a curated record.
AUGGACUUAUCUACCCUCGAAAGUUCGAUUGCCAAUGAAGCUUUCUCAAAGUGGAAGCAGUUGGCUUCAGAGGAAGUAUCUGCUAAAAGUGAAAAGAAGUUACUUCAUUUGUUAAUCAAAAAAUCUUUUGGGUUUGAUACUGCUGUAGAGGAAGCUCAAAGAGCAAUAAAUGUUGCACAUGUGGAAGUGGAAAGUGUUGAAAAUGGAGUUGGAAUAGUCAAACUUAUGGGUUGAUAUAGUGGAUUCAUUGCCAUGUUUGCCAUGUUGGCAAGGCGAGAUGUGGAUUAUUGCUUGAUUCCAGAGUCUCCAUUCUAUCUAGAAGGGCAAGGUGGUCUUUUUGAGUUCAUUCAACAUAGACUUAAAGAGAAUGGGCAUGUGGUGAUUGUGUUGGCUGAAGGAGCAGACCAAUAAUAUGUUUCUGAAAGUGUGAAUGUAGUUGAAGAGAGAGAUGCAUCUGGAAAUAAACUGCUUAUUGAUAUUGGUCAAUGGUUGAUCCAGAAAAUUAAAAACCAUUUUGCAAUAGUCAAGAGAAUGGCCAUAAACAUGAAAUAUAUUGAUCCAACAUACAUCAUACAGGCUGUUCCAAGCAAUGCAUAUGAUAACAUCUACUGUACACUUCUUGCUCAAAGUGCAAUUCAUGGGGCCAUGGCAGGGUUUUCUGGUUUUAUAGUUGGACCUGUCAAUAACAGACAUGCGUAUAUUCCAAUACAGCGUGUUACCGAGGCUACAAAUGUUGUUAAGUUGACAGAUAGGAUGUGGGCUAGACUUUUGGCUUCUACUAAUCAGCUGAUAUGUCCAUAG